CUGUAUCCAAACUUAUAAGAGGGAAAGAGAAGUGUCAUCCUCCCUCAUACCAAAGAAUGAGAGAUGAAGAGUAUUUAAGAUCAGACAUGGAGCUUCAUGGACGUCUGAUCAGUCUGCUGGAGCUUCCAGCUCUGACUCGGCUCUCAGAGGAGGAAGUGAUGUGUCAGACUCUCCGGUGUGUGUCUCUCUGUCAUCCUGGCGUUCAUGUUUUCCUCAUCAUUAUUCCUGAUGCUCCACUGACUGAUGAAGACAAAGCAGAAAUGGAGGAGAUCCAGAGGAUCUUCAGCUCAAGAAUCAACAAACACAUCAUGGUCAUCAGAAUCCAAGACAAGAACAUAAUUAGCCGGAUUAAUAUAAUUCCUUCUUUAGCUACUGAGACAUGUAUUCAUGUAUUUGGAGGUAGUCAGUCUGUUCUGGAGAACAGCUCACAGUUUCCAGCUCUACUGCACAAUGUGGAGAACAUGGUAAAACUGAACGAUGGAAGUUUCUACACAACCUUCAUGUGCCUUCAGGCUCGAGUAGAACUGGAGAUAAACAAACACAGAGCUGAAAUAGAGAAACUGAGAAGAUCUAUGAUGAAAAGAGCAGCAGGUAUAACAAACAGUGAUGGUGAUGAUGGUGGUAAUGAAGUGAGGAUUGUGCUGCUGGGAAAGACGGGUGUUGGGAAAAGUGCAACGGGAAACACAAUACUGAGAAGAGAAGCUUUUAAAUCAAAAGUUGCUCCAUGCUCAGAGACCAGAGAGUGUCAGAAAGAAAUGACUGAGUUCAACAGAAGACGGAUAACUGUGAUCCACACUCCAGGCCUGUUUGAUACUGGAGUUGAUAAUGUUGAGACCAGGAAGGAGAUUGUGAAGUGUGUUUCAAUGGCAGCACCUGGACCACAUGUGUUUCUGCUGGUGAUUCAACUGGGACGAUUCACUCAAGAGGAGAUAGAUGCAGUGAAGAUGAUCCAGGACAUGUUUGGAGACAAAUCCAGAAUGUAUACCAUGGUGCUCUUCACCAGAGGAGAUGAUCUUAGAGGAAAAAGAAUUCAAGAAUUUAUUGAAGAUGACGAAAACUUACAGUACCUCAUCCAUCAGUGUGGAAAGAGAUACCAUGUGUUCAAUAACAAAGACACUAAAGAUCAGACGCAGGUUUCUGAGCUGCUGGAUAAGAUUGACUGUAUGGUAGCAGUAAAUGGAGGGAGUUUCUACACCAAUGAGACAUUCCAGCAGGUGGAGAAGAACAUCAGAGAGGAACAAGAGAGAAUCAUGAAAGAGAAAGAAGAGGAGAUCAAGAGAAGAGAAGAAGAGCUGAAAGCCAAAUAUGAAGAUGAAAAAGAACUAAUGAAAAAAGAAAAGGAGAGAGAAAAACAAGAGAUGCAGAAUGAACUGAGAAAAAGUGAGGAAGAAUUCAAAAAGAGAGAAGAAGAGAUCAAGAAAGAAACAGAUGAAAAUCUACGAAAAGAGCUACAGAGAAAACUGGAGGAGAAACAGAAACUACAUGAAGAAGAAAAUAAAAUAGAAGAAAAGGCUUUGGGAGAACAACAACUAAACUUCAUAAAAUACCUGGAAGAAAAACAUAAGAAAGAAAAACAAAAACUCAGGGAGAAAAAUCAGCGUGAAACAAGGGAACAAGCAGAGCGUGAAUAUCUCAUAAAACUUGAGAGAGAAGUAGAUAAUGCUUUACAAGAGUACAACAGAGAAAACACUGAAGCUUUUCACGAUGAACAAGUACAACCCUCUUGUGACUAUAGUUUCUACACCAAUGAGAUGUUACAGCAGAUGGUAACGAACAUCAGAGAGAGACAGGAGAGAAUCAUAAAAGAGAAAGAAGAAGAGACCAUGAGAAGAGAAGAAGAGCUGACAGCCAAAUAUGAAGCAGAAAUAGAAGAAAUGAAGAAAAAAAAUGAGAGAGAAAGACAAGAGAUGCAGAAUGAACUGAGAAAAAUUGAAGACAAAUUAAUAAAUAAAGAAAAAGAGAUAAAGGAAGAAAAAGAUGAAAAGCUACAAAAAGAGCUGCAGAGAAAACUAGAGGAACAGAAGAAACUAUAUGAAGAGGAGAAGGAAAACAGGAAGAAAAACAUGGAAGAAAAACAUCAGGAGAGCAUUCUACUUGGAACAAGGGAACUAACAAAAGAAGAGGCAUUGCAGAAAUGUUUACUAGAAAUAGGAGACAGCCUUGACGGUUACCUUGAACUACAAUCAUUAUUGGAACAAGUUCAUGGCUGUCGGCACUAUAGAGAUUUUAUUGGAGCAGCUGCUGGACGUGUUGUUGGAUCUUUUCAAAACAUUGUGUAUUGGAUUAUCGGCUCACGUUCUCAACGUUAA
Sinocyclocheilus rhinocerous is the source of this 2309-nucleotide messenger RNA. RefSeq names its product reticulocyte-binding protein 2 homolog a-like. The transcript is spliced from 2 exons. Lineage: Eukaryota; Metazoa; Chordata; Actinopteri; Cypriniformes; Cyprinidae. The record is from RefSeq and is a predicted model, not a curated record. Gene Ontology annotation, molecular function: GTP binding. Bases 57 to 2309 code for a protein of 750 amino acids.